Messenger RNA from Symbiodinium sp. CCMP2456, 1354 nucleotides. The record is from the annotation of a GenBank genome assembly. Lineage: Eukaryota; Dinophyceae; Suessiales; Symbiodiniaceae.
CCUCAAGCCUCACCCCUACCCUGUGCGUAUCCUCGGCGUUGACCCCGGCCUGAACAUCACCGGUUACGGCGUUAUCGACGCGUCGCGUGCCGGCGUGCGGCUGGUGGAGGCGGGCGUCGUGCGGGGCACGAAGGGCAAGUCGCUUGCGCACCGGGUUGGCGAGAUCCACGCCGGGAUCGCCGAAGUGAUCGCAGCUCUUAAGCCCGAGGCGAUGGCCGUCGAAGAGCUGUACUCGCACUACGAGCGGGUGAAGACCUCGAUCCUGAUGGGCCACGCCCGGGGCGUAAUCGUCCUGGCGGCGACGCAGGCCGACGUGCCCGUCGCGCACUACGCGGCGACGCAAGUCAAACGUAUCCUCACCGGCGCCGGCCGCGCGCCGAAGUCGCAGAUGCAGCAAGCGAUCCAGCGCGAGCUUGGCCUUGCCGCCGCGCCCGAGCCGCCCGACGUCGCCGACGCGCUGGCGAUUGCGGUCGCCGUCGGCGUUGGGCUGGUGCUGUACGUGCUUUGGCGGCAGACGAUCCAGAAGCGUUCGGGGCCGCCGACGGCGGUUGAGAACUUCGGGUGGGCGGUGGUGGUGCUCUUCUUCUGCGCCGCCAACGCAUUGCAACGCGACUGGAUCGGCGUCGGGAUGUGGAUCGUGUUGGCGGGUUUGUUCUAUGUCCGGUGGCGGCGGGAGAGCGGGGGCUCGCCAUUACUGCCCACUGCCUGCUGCCCACUGCCCACCCCCUUGAUCACCAAAAUCACCGGCCAUGUUGUCGCCGCUGCGGGCGACGCCGCCACGAUCGCCGCGGGGCCCUUCGAGUACGAAGUGCUCAUCCCCGAGUUCUGCCGCCGGCGGCUGUCGGGAAUCAUCGGUAACGAAACCUCCCUGCACACCAUCGAGUACCUCGAAGGGGACGCGGCGCGUGGCAAGCUCACGCCGCGCCUCGUGGGCUUCACCGCCGCGGUGGAGCGUGAGUUCUUCGACAUGUUCUGCCAGGUCGACGGCAUCGGCGUCCGCAAGGCGCUGCGGGCUAUGGUGCGGCCGGUCGAAGAGCUGGCCGUCAUGAUCGAAGAGCAAGACGCCAAGGGCUUGGCGACGCUCCCCGGCAUCGGCCCGGCAACCGCCGAGCGCGUCAUCGCCAAGCUACGGCGCAAGGCGGCGAAGUUCGCCCUCCUGGUCGGCCGCAAAGAGACGCCGCUGGGCGACGUCGAAGGCGACCUCCUCAGCGAAGCGUUCGAGAUCCUCCGCACCCUCGGGCACAGCGACGCCGACGCCCGCCGUUUAAUCGACGGCGUCGUCACCCGCAGCAAGUCGAAGUUCAAGGACGUCGAGGCGCUGCUGCACGCGGUGUACGAGCAUCGGAACGAUUAG